This is a messenger RNA of Erythranthe guttata (spotted monkey flower), 1994 nucleotides long. RefSeq names its product BTB/POZ domain-containing protein. Gene Ontology annotation, molecular function: protein binding. Lineage: Eukaryota; Viridiplantae; Streptophyta; Magnoliopsida; Lamiales; Phrymaceae. The record is from RefSeq and is a predicted model, not a curated record.
UUGGAUUCCUCACACACUACACACACUGACACACUGUUUCAGUGUGUGUGUGUGAUAAAUGAAUAGAGCUCGAGUUUCCCUUUCCCCCAAUUCAAUGGCAUCUGAUACCAACAACAACAACAAACCCUUGUCAUCAAGAACCCAACAACACCAGCAGCAGCAGCAAUUGGUCUCCACAAUGAUAAAGCACGGCUUCAUCUCCGACCCCUUUCUCUCUCCUUCCCGCCUCACCACUCUCUCUCCUCCCCCCACCUUCAAGCCCGCCCCCGGCCCGAAUCAGAGCCCGACCCUCUUCCAGAUGAUGUCCGCCGAACAGUCCCGCGACCCGAAGCCCGGUUCCGAGGCCCACAACAAACUCCAAGACAGGAUUUCAUCCCUCCUCUCUCGAGCCCCGUUCAAUGUCACCGACCGGUGGGGGGUUGGUGACGUCAGGCUGACGGUGGCGUCGAGGUCGGAUUCCGGCGAGGGCGAAUCGCUCCGAGUAUCCAUGGACGUGCACCGGAGGGUUCUCGCCGCCGGAAGCCGGUUCUUCGCGGAGAAACUCCGCCGGAGCGGGACCCACUCCGUCGAGAUCCUCGAGUGCGAUGACGUGGCGGUCUACGUGGAGGCUGUUGUCCUCAUGUACUCCGAUGAGUUGACCGCCGAGCUCUUCGGUAUGGAUGUCUCCAAGAUCUUGACCCUCUUGAAGAUUUCGUCGGCCAUUAUGUUCGACGAAGGGGUGAGAGCAUGCUUGGAGUAUCUAGAAGCAAUACCUUGGUCCGAAGCGGAGGAGAAGAACGUAAUUUCACAUCUCAACGAACUCAAUCUCGACGGUUACCAAAUGGACGGUGUGCUUCAGAGAGUGAUAUCCGACCCCUCUACGUCUUCAAGAGCCGACGAAAUCUUCUUUAAACUCUCGUCGAGCGUACUGCGUGCAAAAGACGAAAAGCCCCGUAAAGAAAUGAAGUCGUUACUCACUCGAUUGCUGGACGAAGAUCAUUAUAGUAGACUCGAUAUUUCGAGAAACACUCUCUACCAACUCUGCCAUAGAUGCCUUAGCUCACUCGUGCUGAGCUUAUCAGCGGCCACGUGUGCAGACGAAGAAGCCGUGCAGCAAGAUCGAGGGGUUUUAAUGGCUGAGAUCGCUCGAGAGGCCGAUAACAUGCAGUGGAUCGUGGGUAUUUUAAUGGACAGAAAAAUCGGGGAGGAGUUUGUGAAGUUGUGGGCCGAUCAAAAGGAGCUUGCGGUUCUUCAUUCGAAGAUUCCCGUAAUGUACAGACACGUGAUUAGCAAGAUUACGGCCCAAGUUUGCGUCUUUAUCGGACAGGGCAAAGUGUUGGUUCCGAAGGAGGUUAGGUUCGGCUUGCUUUCGACUUGGCUCGAUGCGCUUUACGAUGAUUUCGGGUGGAUGAGAACGUGCGGCGGGAAAUCGGUUGACCGGAAAGUUGUUGAGGAGGGAUUGGGUCGGAUGAUUUUGACCCUGCCGCUGACUCAGCAGCAGUUGAUUUUGAUGAAAUGGUUCGAUAGGUUUGUUAACGGAGGGUAUGAUUGUCCGAAUAUUAAGGGGGCGUUUGAGGUUUGGUGGCGAAGGGCUUUCGUGAAGCAGUACGUGGUGGAGUCGCAGCUGCAGGUAGCUUUGUGUGACGUGGAACACUGAUUUUGAUUGUAGAAAUCGCAGUUUGUGGGACCCGUUGAUGAGGUGGCGGUGUAAUCAAUGGCGGAGUGGAGAAGGAAAUGAAAAUCGAACGGUGGAAAUUAAUUGGCACGUCCGGUAACCUCGUGUUCGUCUUGCCCUUAUCGACUCGGGUCGUAUUCUCUGAAGAUCUUUCUCUUGUGGGGUCCAUUUAAACGAUUGUAUAGGCCAUUUGAUAACCGUCCAUAUAAACUCUAUAGAUUUUUUGUCCACCCUAAUAAAAUUCUGGCUCUGUCACUGAGGAUAACCAUCGAUUUACCACAUAGAACGAAUGAGCUCAUGUGUGAUAUUUAUAGCUUGUGAAUUUCAAUCGGACCCUUUU